UGCUGGCCUUCGAAAUGGGCUCGACUCCUCUGCCUUGAUUACUUUGAUUGUCCCUCCGCAUAUCAACUUUUUUUUUUUAAGAAAAGCCUGUUCGCGAUGACAUUUGGAGGUGAAUUGGCAGUCCAGGUCAGCCCGGUGAUUUCAGAACUGGUUUCUUAUGCAGGCCUACUGGCUUGCAAGUUUCAGUUCCUGUGCAGUACAAUAGACGCACUUGUUUAGUCACGGGAUUGCUAUGAAACAAUCUCAGGAGCGCAACCAGGAGUGCCUGCCUCCGAAGAAGAGGGACCUCCUGGUUAGUAACAGCAGUGGAGCUGCAGGGACUGCAGGAGUUGGCGCUGCAGGGGGUGGUGGUAGUGGUGGCGGCAGUGGAGCUGGCGGUAGUGCUGGUGGUGCUGUUGUAGAAGAUGAAGUGGUUUCCAUCCAGAACUCUGCAACUAACAGUGACACUCGGAGAGGGACCCCGUCUGGAGAGUGGCUGCGAGCUCAGCCAGGGCUUCGUUAUGGAGUGGAUAAUUCUGAUGGCAUACCAGCAGUGCCAGUUGACCAGUACGGUAUGCUCUACAAAGUGGCUCUUCCAUCUGUCACCUACUCGCCUACUAGUCUUCACCCAGUGUUAAGCCACAUCUCGCCAGCGUACACUGUACACUCGUCUCUCCUGCAACAUCCAGGCCUUUCUUAUCCUCCUCUUGGUUAUGCCCAAAUCCCUCAUUCCUCUCUGCAGUUUGUUAGUUCCUCCUAUGCAGCGGUACCGUAUGCCCUACCCCCUGGCUUUGUCCCGGGAUCAUUGAUCUCUCCCUCAGGCACCAUUCCCCAGCCCCAUGCUGUGUCACACCUUGUUCCCUAUCCAUCUAUCAUACAGGAUGGUGUUGUUUCCCCACCUCCCCAGGCCCAUACUUUUGCCAAAGCUGCAGGAUCCAGUGGUGUCCCGCUGAUGCUUUCUUCAGAGCAAGCUGCCCAGCAGCACCUUGGUAAUGUCGGAGUCCUGCCCACAACAGAGCUUAGCUCCCGAGGGCUGCAAGUCUUCUAUCACCCUCAGGGUGCCAGGGCAUCCACUGCCACCAGAGACGCACACAGUGCCCAGCAGGAGAACGAACCAGAGAUGAAUGGAGGCGAUAAAGAGCAGGCAGCCAGGGAGCUUAUGCUCGACUCGGCCUACGCUGCCAGAAAUGCACAUCUGCUGCAGGGAUCAUCCAACUCUUUAGCCCAAGAGUACAGCCAAGACAGAGGCUCGCUUAACCGGAGGCUGGAUGAGAGGAGCUCACCUGGCCAGCGCAGCACUCCAGACAGCGACCUGGAGGUGCAGCAGGUGGUUGGUCGUUUGACUUCCUCUAGCCAUUGUGGAGUGCGAAAAGAGGUCUCCUUUGCCCCCCUGAACCUCUCUCAGGGUUCCCAGAGAGCCAGAGACGUGGAGGGCGCGGGCAUGAUUUCCGGGCGGGCUGCUUUUGCGGCUCAGACUGUGAGUUACAAUGAUCCCAGAGUGACCGGUCUCCAGCAGCAAACGGGACAACCAGGCCACGCUGUCAUGCUUGCCAAUGGACAACCAGUUCUUAUACCCUUAGAAUAUCACCUGCAGCAUCACCCCCAGCCGCCACAGCACUACCUAGGACAGGCUAAUGACGCCUCGGCCAGCCAUGCAUCUCCCACCGUGGCCUCCCCGCACGCAAGCUUCAAGGCCUCUGAUUCUUCAGCCAGAGUGUGCCUCCUUGAAAGGGCAGAGCUGACCACCGCCCAGCAGCAGCUGCCCCAGCAGCCUCCUGUCCAGCCCGCAGCCGAUGUGACUCAGGCUGUAGUGUCCAACCUUGCUCCUGCCGCAGCCCCCACCAACCCAUCACACUUCAUGAAGGGAGCCAUAAUCCAGCUGGCUACUGGGGAGCUGAAGCGCGUGGAGGACCUCCAGACUCAGGACUUUGUGCGGAGCGCUGAGGUGAGUGGGGGGCUGAAGAUUGAUUCCAGUAUGGUAGUGGACAUCCGUGCCAGUCAGCAGAGAGCCGGUCUUGUGUCGCUUCACUUCACGGUGGGGGAGCAGCAGAGCAAAGUGACCAUCGAUGUUCCCCCGGAGCACCCUUUUUUUGUUUUCGGGCAAGGCUGGUCGUCCUGCAACCCUGAGCGCACAGCACAGCUCUACGGCUUGGCCUGCCACCAUCUGCAAGUAGGGGACGUGUGUGUGUCCAUCACCCUGCAGCCGCAGCUUCAGCCGCAGCAGCAGCAGAAACAACCGCAGCUCCAUCAUUCCCAGCAGCAGCAACAAAAACAGCAGAACCCGUCCAGGACUUUGAGCAAAACCAAUGCCGCAUCAAGUCACCAGCUCAUGGGGCCUCCUGCCCCCCAACAGUCACGGCCUCCAUCUCAUUUCAGACCGGACCGCAUUCACAGAGAAAGACAGAGGGAUGGGGAAAAAGAUGUGGUCGACAGGGAAGACGCCACAUACUUUGGGGUUCUUGGGCACUCUGAGUCAUCCAUCAGACCAAGUAGGACCUCAGCAGAGCACCCAAGGAGCCAGAGCAGCUACCACUUGCACACAGAGGGCUCUGCAUUUGCAGCUGCAGGGAUGGGAGCAAUGCAGGCUGCAGCAGGGACUUCUCAUAGGCGCUGGUCCUCCGGCUCACCCGGCCUCCAAAGAUACAGUACAAAGGGAGACGAUGGGCCACGCCCUCAAGUAAGCACCACGGGCCACACGAGGCCCUCAUUCAUCCCCCAGGAGGUGAAACUGUCCAUCGAGGGGCGCUCUAAUGCAGGGAAGUAGCAUCACUUUUUGGUAGCACUAUAGAGGAGACGGCCACGAAGGACAAGAAGACAAAGAGGAAAUCAAGAGUGCGAAUGUAGCCUCAGACUGUUUGAGAUUUUGCACACCUACAAUAUAAAGAAGUUUGAGAUCUCUGGUGAGAUGUUCUGCUUCGGAUCGGUUGUCACUCAGCCAAAGGAUACCCGCCUGUGUUUUUCUGGCCAGCUGAUGUCCAACAGAGUCAUCACAAGCUGAGUAGAAAGUAUGUAGCGGAUGAAAUGCCUACCAUAGUUCUUGCAUUUCUUCUCCUCCCUCCUUCCCACCUUUGUCACCACUUCCUCAUAACCCAUGCUUGACGGUUACUGUCAGAUUCAGAAAAGCCUCCAUCCCUUUUCGGAAGUCGAGCCAUCUCUGAAAGAUGGACUACAAAGAAUGUUUGUGGCACAGCAAAGCUACCGACUGCAGGCUCUUUUAUUUAUAUAUAUAUAUAUAUAUAUAUAUAUAUAAAAAAGAUCCAAGCCGUUGAUCUUUUAUUACCGCCAUUCCUAAGACCCUGUUUCCUUCAAAAGCAUUUGCCCCAAAAAAAGAGAGGAGUUGCUGACCAUCAGCAGCUCGCUUACUGUCCGUGCACGUUACAUUGUGCUUCUCCGGCAGGAGUUUGAAAGCUCUGCAGAGACGUCUCUCCCCUCCUUCCCUUUCAGAAGGCUGCUCUGCAGUGAAUGGGAUCUUCUCUCAGGCCAAGUGUGGCACAUUGCACUUGUCUUACAAUCAAAAUAGUGAUUAUUCAAUCAGUAUGUCUGUUCAUCAAUCAGCGUCAACUAAAAAAAUAACAACCUCACCCUCUGCAAUAGGCCGAGGGCCUGAAUGUGUAAGUGUGUUUUUGUAUGAAUGCCGCAUGUUGGAGCGAUGCUUUGUUCUCUUUGACAACCUGAGAUAUCUUCUAUUCCAGUAACAUCAGUCACCCUUUCUUAC
Messenger RNA from Pungitius pungitius (ninespine stickleback), 3694 nucleotides. It is a transcript of the gene atxn1l, whose product is annotated as ataxin 1-like. Gene Ontology annotation, molecular function: RNA binding; protein binding. The transcript has 3 exons. Lineage: Eukaryota; Metazoa; Chordata; Actinopteri; Perciformes; Gasterosteidae. The coding region runs from base 233 to 2743 and encodes 836 amino acids. Gene Ontology annotation, biological process: anatomical structure development; regulation of DNA-templated transcription. The record is from RefSeq and is a predicted model, not a curated record. Gene Ontology annotation, cellular component: nucleus.